CCGCCACCGCUUUGCGGCAAAGCCGUAAAAGGCGGCACCGCCCUUCAGCCGGGCGGGCGGGGCAGGCAUCAGAGGAAGCCCAAUUGCAAGCUGAAAAAGAAGAAGAAGCAAGGCUUGAAAAGGAGAGGAUUAGGAUGGAAAUGCUCAAGGCAAAAGAUGAAGAACGAAGGGAGUCUGAACUAGCAAAACUUCAUUCACUGCAGCAGAAGUUUUUGUCUGCACAGCAGUGGAAAACAGAUUGUAGAGCACAGGCAAAGUGGGAGCAUUACCUCAGUUGUGAUGGAAGUCCUGACCCAACUGUGCUGCCAGAAAUAAAUACUUUCAUGAGCUUAUGGCGUGAUGAUCAAAAUGAGGACAUUCAGCUUGUGAUGAAGAAAGGGGAACAGGUGCUAAAUUUAAUUGAGAAGUUGCAGUUUAUUUUAUUGGACACACCACCCAGUGAGAUAACAGAAAAAGAAACAGCCCAGUACCAGGAAUCUAUUCUGGAAUUGGAGAAUCUGCUUCAUCAAAAGUACAAUGAAGCAACAGAACAACUGCUUAAAACAGCUAAUACGUAUGAAGAUUCUUACACUGGAAAUAUGCAGGCAGUCAUAAAAGACAAAAAUGUUACUUUCUGCAUUUGGGGCAAUCUGAAGAAGAAAAUAAGGUUCAAAAAUCAUGUGUUUUGUGAUGUCCCGCAUGGAUUUGAUCUUCCAAAGUCACUGGCAAUGAGCAGCGUUGCUGUUCGAAUAUUGCAUACUCAUUAUGAUCAUGUAUCCCCACUCUGGCUGCAAUGUCAGAGUGUUCCAAAAUUGGAAGUCUUAGGUAGCAAAGAGUUAACUCCACCUUCAAAAGACAGUGUAGAAGAACCAGAAGAGGAGAAACAGACAGACAGAGAAGAGCUUGAGGUGCCCGUUGAACAAGACACGUAUUCUGACAGAAGGAAGAGUGCUACCUCAUUCAAAGAAAACAGCAAUAGCAUAACUAAUAUAAAUGAGACAACAGAGGAAGAGAUUAAGAAAUCAGGAAUCUUGGACAUAUCAGAAGUUCAGGAUCUAGCAAUGCAGGAGGAGACAGGUGAAAGAGAGGAGGCCAUACCUGAUGAAAACGUUGUUGAUUUGCAAGAGUUUAUACCUGUGGGUGGUGUGUACCACAUUGAUGCUCUGCACCUUCCACCUCAGGUCAAAGAAAUCAAGGACUGGAACAUGGUGGAGCUACUUGAUCCUGGACUGGAAGCAUACCCAUAUCCCCCAGAAGAGGCUGAAGAUGCUGCACACCCCCCAAUACAGAUAACCCUUAUGCUUGCUGACCAUGUGAUGUAUUUUGAGAAUCCUUUGAUAGCCCGAUGGGAUCCUGCAGGCCAACAGUGGAGAACUGAUGGCAUCAGCAACAUAAGGUAUGAAACACAGGAAAAGAAAGUCACCUUUGAGAUGGAUGCCUUUUACACUGUAGCCCUGCUCCAGGAUGCUCAUCUCAGCAUGCCUUAUUCCACAUGGGAAUUGCAACCUACUGGUACAGAUGAAGCACUACUUCUAGUUAAAACAAUCUUUGCAGAAGUUCAGAUACAAAUUAAGGGUAAUCAGUGUAUGUUGUCUUCAGUAGUGGCACAAGAGAAGCAUGUACUUUCCCACCUGACAGGAAAAUGGAUAAGUCCACUUGAGCUAAGAGCAGUUUUGAAAAAGGCUGGUGUGAAUAUUUUCCCAGAGGAGUAUUCUCACAAGUAUGUCCCUGUGCACAAGAAGUCUCCUACAGCAGAAAUUAGGGCAUAUCAAGAGAUGGCACUGCUUGCAUCUGCUUUUGCUUUUGCCCAGAGCAAGUGGAAUCUAGAAGCCAGUGAAGAGCAAGUAGUGUUCAAGGUAAGUGAGCAUCUUAAUGCAGAUGCUGUAAAGGACUGGGCUCUUUACCUGUUUGAUGGUCAGAAAGCACAAAAGCUCAAGAUCACUGAGUCCAGCGAAGAUUUUUCAGAGGACCUAGAAGAAGAUUCUGAAUUUCACUCCACACUUUACCAUAUGCUUAAAGACUUUGCCAGCCAAGAAGCAAUUGAUAAAGUGGAGACAGCUAGCUUCCUGUUCAUUGAUGCUGUGUAUCAGCUGCUCCUUGCCACAAGAGUUUUAACAUACUCUUAA
Molecule: messenger RNA, 2105 nt
Organism: Calypte anna (Anna's hummingbird)
Lineage: Eukaryota; Metazoa; Chordata; Aves; Apodiformes; Trochilidae
Gene: DNAI7
Product: cancer susceptibility 1
Exons: 14
Coding region: 135-2105 (656 amino acids)
Cellular component (GO): axoneme
Molecular function (GO): beta-tubulin binding; microtubule binding
Source: RefSeq, a predicted model, not a curated record